AUGGCCGCCGAUGUGGGAUCGAUGUUUCAAUAUUGGAAGAAAUUUGAUCUACGGCGGCUUCAGAGGGAGCUGAAUUCAGUGGCAGCACAGCUAGCUGGACGACAGGAAGAAAGUGAACACUCCCACAAACACCUGGCAGAGUUGAGUCGGGAGUUCAAGAAAAAUGUCCCCGAGGAAGUGCGGGAGAUGGUUGCCCCUGUCCUUAAGAGUUUCCAGGCCCAGGUGGUUGCUCUGAGCCAGCGCAGCAAGGAAGCCGAGUCGGCUUUUCUGGGAGUCUACAAACAGCUGAUCGAGGCCCCAGACCCAGCUCCGGUGCUGGAGGCCACACACACUCUUGAGGAGAGGCUGCAGGAGUUGCAGAGCUCUGUCCCGGACAGUGAGGCCUUGGUCCGAGAGAUCCACGGCCACUGGAAGAGACACCUGGAGUGCCUUGACAACACGGAAAACACAGAGAGGGGAGCUGUUGCCGCGGAGACUGGAGAGGCAUCAUUUCGUUUGUCCUGUAUGAUGACACCAAACAGCACACAGAGAAUGCAGGACGACAACUCGCCCCUCCACAACCACCAGGAACAGGCCAAAGAGGAGGUGAACGGCUCAGAUGCUACGCUCUCAGUCAGACUAGGAGAAGCAGAGGACAGGAUCAAAUCCCUUCAGUCAUCACUCAGUCUGGCACAGACAGAACUACUAGAACUGCGGUGUCGAUACGACCGGGAAAUGGCUGCCAAGGCGGAGGAGCUAGGCUUACUCGUGACAAACCUAGAGAAGGCCAACCAGAGAGCCGAGCUGGCACAGAGGGAGGCUGACAGACUGAGGGAACAGCUGGCCAACACCCAGAGCACUUCAAAAGGGAACUGCCCUCCAGAGGACGUUGUCAGAGGGGAGAGAGAUGAGAGGGACGAGAACGCUCCGUCGCGGUUGGAGGCGGCACUGUUCUCUAAGGACAGAGAGAUCCUCCGCUUGCUUGAGAACAUCCAGAGACUUCAGUUCACGCUACAGGAAGUCCAAGACACAUCAGCCAAUCAGAUUGCUGAGUUAGAACGCCAGCUGGCCUAUAAGGCAGAAGCUAUAGAGAGACUUGAGGCCAAGCUGCAGUCUCAACUAGACUACGAGGAGAUCAAAACGGAGCUCAGUAUCCUGAAAGCCAUGAAAAUGGCCUCAGCGAACGGAAGCUCAUCCCAGGAAUCCACUAAGGCUGCAGAGGCGCUGUUGCUGGAUAAAGAGGCUUUCUUGCCUUCUCAUAAAUAUCUGACAGACAAAGCGUGUGUCCCACACAGCAACGAUGAUGACCAAUCAGGGGAUUCCAGUAAGGACGUGGGCAGGCCUAUGAGCUCUUACUCCUCCCCUCAGGGGACGUUACAGGUGGAUGGGCGUGCGUCGUCCAGCCCCGGCCCGGCCAACGCGGACGGGUCCUCCUCUGCCCACGAGUCCUCUCGUCCUUUCUCCGUGUCGCCUUUCUCCGGGGAGAAACUGGCAGGGGAGCAGCUCCUUCAGAAGCAGCUGCUGUCUCCCCUGUUUAAGAAAGAUGCCGGCGCCCUCAUGGCUUUCCCCACUGCCCUAUACGCAGCCAAAGCUGCGCUCAUAUCAGUCAGCCAGGGCCCCUCGGGUCCCGGCGCUUUGGAGAGCGGCAUGCCGAGCGACCAAUCGGAGAGCGGAGCCUCGAGCGCCGGGGACGACGACCAGCUGGACACGGCGGAGAUCGCCUACCAGGUCAAAGAGCAGCUGCUAAAGCACAAUAUCGGCCAAAGGGUGUUUGGGCACUACGUCCUGGGCCUAUCCCAAGGGUCGGUGAGCGAGAUCCUCGCCCGACCCAAACCGUGGAGAAAACUGACGGUGAAAGGGAAGGAGCCCUUCAUCAAGAUGAAACAGUUCCUGUCAGACGAGCAGAACAUCCUGGCCCUCCGGACCAUCCAGGUCCGUCAGAGAGGGAGUAUCACUCCUCGCAUCCGAACUCCAGAAACUGGGUCAGACGAUGCCAUCAAGAAUAUUCUAGAGCAGGCCAAGAAGGAGAUCCAGUCGCAGAGAGGAGGUGAUGGUAAGUCCUCUCUGGGCACUCCGUCAGGUCGUAGCGGCAGCGGUGGCGGCGGCGGGGGCGGGGGCGGAGGCGGAACCAGCGGUUCUGACGACGCCAUCAAGAGCAUCUUGGAGCAGGCUCGGCGGGAGAUGCAGGCGCAGCAGCAGGCUCUGAUGGAGAUGGAGGUGUGCGGCAGGGCUUCGGCCAGCGAGCGCCUGGCCCUUCAGGAGCCCUCCAAAAGCCUGCCUCUCCCCGUACCCACCUUCAUCAAGCAGGAGGAGGGAGGCGCCCUGGCAAUGAGCGCGGCCAAUCCCAUUGGCAGCCCUCAGACGCCCCUCAGCGUGCUGUCCCCGGCCGCCUUCGUCCAGAGCAUCAUCCGCAAGGUCAAGUCCGAGAUCGGCGAAGCCGGGACCUACUUCGACCAGCACUGGUCCGCCGAACGCGGGACCAUGAUGUUGGCCUCCGGAGGCGCCUCUCGGCCCUUCACCUCCAUCUCGCCCUCCCUUUCCUCUUCCUCCUCCUCGGGGCAUUCAGCCCUCCCCAGGCCCUGGACGCGACCGGAGAACGGCGAGUGCCCUCCCAACAGCGAGGAGGCCUCCGCCGCCGAGGAGGAGCAAGGAGCGCUGACGGGACGACCUGUGGAGGUGAAAGUGGAACCGGAGGUGUCGGGGAGCGGGGAGCAGCCGUGCCCGGGGCGGAUGUCUUACUACCCCUCGUACAUCCCGCGAACCCUGAAACCCACCGUACCCCCGCUGACCCCAGAACAGUACGAGAUGUACAUGUAUCGCGAGGUGGAUACGAUCGAGCUGACCCGACAGGUGAAAGAAAAGCUGGCCAAGAACGGAAUUUGCCAGAGGAUCUUUGGAGAGAAGGUGCUGGGUUUGUCGCAGGGCAGCGUGAGUGACAUGCUAUCUCGACCCAAGCCCUGGAGUAAGCUGACCCAGAAGGGCCGGGAACCUUUCAUCCGUAUGCAGCUGUGGUUGCUGGACCAGCUGGGCCACGGCCUUAACCAGCUGCCCAACCACAGUCACACCCAGGACAAGAGUCCAGUGACGGCCCGCUCGUCCCCCUCCCCGCCCCCUAGCCCGGAGGAGAAUCAUCCAAGCUUACCGCUGGAGCCUGUUAGCAUGGCCCUGGAGAGCAGCAAGGAGAACCAGCACCCACACUCCCACCAUCAGCAUGGCGAACCCCCAGGAGGGAAGACCACCCCAGGCAUACAGGCCCUGCAGCAACCCCAUACCCCUCUGGGCAUUCAGGAGCUGGUGGCCAUGUCCCCUGAGCUGGACACUUAUGCUAUCACCAAGAGAGUGAAGGAGGUGCUGACGGACAACAAUUUGGGUCAGCGUCUGUUUGGGGAGAGUAUUUUGGGGUUGACUCAGGGUUCUGUGUCAGACCUCCUGUCUCGGCCGAAGCCUUGGCACAAGCUUAGCCUGAAAGGUCGCGAACCAUUCGUCCGCAUGCAGAUGUGGCUCAACGACCCCCACAAUGUGGAAAAGCUAAGGGAUAUGAAAAAAAUGGAGAAGAAAGCCUACCUGAAGCGCCGGUACGGCCUACUGAGCCCGGGCUCGGACAGCGACUCUCCGGGAGCUCGCUCGGACUGUGUCAGCCCGGGGCUAAACUCUGUGGAGCUUUGUCCCUUCAACCAGGCCAAGAAACCCCGAGUGGUGCUAGCAGCAGAGGAGAAGGAGGCGCUGAGGAGGGCCUACCUACAGGAGCCUUACCCGUCUCAGCACACCAUCGAGAUGCUCGCCUCCCAGCUCAGCCUCAAGACCAACACCGUCAUCAACUGGUUCCAUAACUAUAGGUCACGGAUGCGGCGAGAGGUCCUCAUGGAAGGUCUUCAGGACAACGACACGGACCCUGAACCCAGUAACUACUCCCCUUCUGCCACUCACAGUCCGCUUUCGGAUAGCGACGAGAGGAAGCAGCAUCCCUGCAUCCGUAGCGGACCCCUGAGCACUGGAGCCCAGCCCCUAAAUGUUAAACAGGAAACCAGCGAACUUGAGGAAGAAGGGCCAGGAGAGGAGGACUCCCACAUCAGGCAGUCCAAGAUCAAAUGCUUCUCCAUGGGCAUCCAGUUCCCUCAGCUCAAAUCUGAGAAGGAGGAACAGGCGGCCGGAUGCACAGACCAAGUGUCAGCUCCAGUCUGUCCCCAGGGCUUCAGGGAGGAUGAGGCAGGCAGUAGCCAGGUCCAAGGUCUCUUUCCUGGGUCGCUGUCUGCGGACGGUCCCGCUCAGCGAAGCAGCCUGGCUCCACACGAGAGCGAAGAGUCCGACAGGUCUCCCGUCGACCCAGUCAGCUUCAAGGCUUCGUCCGAGCCCUGCCGAAGCAGCCUGGAGGUCUCCCUCAACUCCCCGUCCGCCGCCUCCUCCCCGGGCCUCAUGAUGUCCGUCUCGCCCGUUCCAUCUUCCUCGGCCCCCAUCUCUCCUUCCCUCCCCAACCCGCCCGCCGCGGGCACCAACCACACCCACGACCCCCCUCCCCCCAGGUCCAGCUACAGCCUGGAACCCCUUCCCCCGCACAACCCCAAACACAACAAGAACACUCAGAGGCGCACUGAGAAAAUGGCCAACCUCAAUAACAUCAUCCACCGACUGGAACGGGCGGCCAACCGUGAGGAGACCCUAGAGUGGGAGUUCUAG
Chanos chanos (milkfish) is the source of this 4653-nucleotide messenger RNA. It is a transcript of the gene cux2b, whose product is annotated as cut-like homeobox 2b. Gene Ontology annotation, biological process: regulation of transcription by RNA polymerase II. Gene Ontology annotation, molecular function: RNA polymerase II transcription regulatory region sequence-specific DNA binding; DNA-binding transcription factor activity, RNA polymerase II-specific. Bases 1 to 4653 code for a protein of 1550 amino acids. Gene Ontology annotation, cellular component: nucleus. Lineage: Eukaryota; Metazoa; Chordata; Actinopteri; Gonorynchiformes; Chanidae. The transcript has 22 exons. The record is from RefSeq and is a predicted model, not a curated record.